Penicillium waksmanii is the source of this 1722-nucleotide messenger RNA. Its product is annotated as amino acid permease. The record is from RefSeq and is a predicted model, not a curated record. Gene Ontology annotation, cellular component: membrane. Gene Ontology annotation, molecular function: amino acid transmembrane transporter activity. Lineage: Eukaryota; Fungi; Ascomycota; Eurotiomycetes; Eurotiales; Aspergillaceae. The transcript is spliced from 5 exons. Gene Ontology annotation, biological process: amino acid transmembrane transport. Bases 1 to 1722 code for a protein of 573 amino acids.
AUGACACAGAAUGGUAUAGCUGCGGGGGGUGACGAGAUCGUCACUACGUCCCAGACAUAUGCAAACGACCACGAUAUCGAGAAGGAGGUCUAUGACAAAGAUGGGGCUGGAGCUCCAGAGCUUGCAGAGACAAAAGAAUUGAGACGAGGUCUGCAACAGCGUCAUAUUCAAAUGAUUGCACUCGCAGGGACGAUUGGAACCGGUCUAUUUCUAGGUUCUGGAAGAGCUCUGGCUCAGGCCGGACCCGCAGGCAUAUUUAUGGGAUAUACUAUUAUGGGACUAUUGAUUUCAGGCGUUACGCUUUCUAUCGGAGAGCUGAGCGCCCUUGUUCCUCUUAGCGGAGGUAUCAUUCGACCAGCGGCUUACUUUGUGGACCCAGCGUUCUCUUUCGCCCAGGGCUGGAACGUCACAUAUCAAUACUUGAUCUCGAUUCCGGCCGAGUGCGUCGCCGCAGCUACUAUCGUGCAGUUUUGGGUGACAAUCAAUAAUGCAAUUUGGGUUACGGUUUUUAGCGCUGUUCUCUUUGCUACUAACGCGUUCCUUGUGAGGAUAUACGGUGAAGUGGAAUUUCAUCUUGCGCUUUUGAAAAUAUUCCUGAUUGUCGGUAUGAAUAUUAUGGUAUGGAUUCGGAACCCCCUUCUUGUGAAAUAUUACGGUGCUCAUCAUGCUAUACAGGGCAUUGUUGUUACUGCGGGUGGUGGUCCGAACCAUGAAACAAUUGGCUUUAAAUAUUGGCAUGACCCCGGACCAUUCGUGCAAUAUCUUGAUGUCCCAGGCUCGUUGGGCCGUUUUAUGGGAUUUUGGACUGUUUUUGCGAAUGCGGCAUAUGCUUAUUCUUCAGUGGAGACCAUUUCCAUGGCCGCUGCAGAAACAUAUGCUCCCCGAAGAAACAUCCCAAAGGCGGCGAAGAGAGUAUUUGUUCGUGUUCUUUUGUUUUAUGUCAUCUCGAUUUUCAUGAUUACUCUUCUGAUCCCAUCCGACGAUCCUAUGCUCCUAAGGAGUACUGGCACCGCGGCGCAGUCGCCAUUUCUUAUUGCCGCAACUCGAGCCGGCAUCCCAGUGGUACCCCAUAUAAUUAAUGCAAUUGUUCUUACCAGCGCUUGGAGCUCGGCAAACUCAAGUUUCGUUGUUGAGCGGCUCACGAAUUCUCUUUGGCCUCGCCCGAGAAGGCCAAGCCCCGAAAUUUCUCGCACGUACCAACCGUUGGGGGGGGUUCCUUACAUGGGUGUUCUUGCGAUCGGUGUGUGGAUGGCGCUCGGCUACAUGUCUGUUAGUGCCACUGCCGCAACGGUAUUCACAUGGCUACAGGACCUUGUGGCAUGUGCUCAGAUUAUGGGGUGGCUUGUGAUUUGCACCACUUAUUUACGGUUCUACUAUGCCAUGAAAAAGCAAGGAAUCUCCCGCCAAAGACUCCCCUGGAAAGCGCCGUUUCAACCGUAUGCGGCAUGGAUAACUUUAGUUUCGCUUAUCAUUAUCCUGCUUACUGGUGGCUAUACGACUUUUAUCCAUGGACACUGGUCUACCGAAACAUUCAUUUCGGCAUACCUUGAUAUUGGAAUCUUUGCAGCGCUCUACUUUGGAUACAAGAUCUGGUAUCGAACUAAGAUUAUCUCCUUGGACGAGUCACCAGUGGCUCGUUUCGUGGAGAUCGCAGAGAAUGACCCUGAUCCUCCAGAGGAACCAAAGUCAGCAUGGUCAAAAAUUAACAUCCUGUGGAGUUGA